Messenger RNA from Myripristis murdjan (pinecone soldierfish), 6041 nucleotides. RefSeq names its product insulin receptor substrate 2b (gene irs2b). Gene Ontology annotation, biological process: insulin receptor signaling pathway. The record is from RefSeq and is a predicted model, not a curated record. Gene Ontology annotation, cellular component: plasma membrane; cytosol. Gene Ontology annotation, molecular function: phosphatidylinositol 3-kinase binding; insulin receptor binding. The coding region runs from base 213 to 3602 and encodes 1129 amino acids. The transcript is spliced from 2 exons. NCBI's taxonomy places the organism in Eukaryota, Metazoa, Chordata, Actinopteri, Holocentriformes, Holocentridae.
UUUUUUUGUAACCAUAGCUGGAUGUGUAGAUCGUCACAUGUUGUUUCCCCUCCUCACUCCGAACACCAGGAGACAUGUGUUAUUUACUGCUCAGCUGCGGGAGAAGACGAACGCACAGCCGGCUCUGGAUAUAGAUGACUGAAUAAACCGCGUUGUUUCACUAGCAACUCAAGGAAAGGAAACAUUUGCGUCUCUGUCUGAAGGACGGUAGAAUGGCGAGUCCGCCAAACACGGGAGGACAGCUGUUUUCCAGUAACGCGAACGUUAACAACGGCAGUAUCAAGAAAUGCGGAUAUCUAAAGAAACAAAAGCAUGGACACAAGCGCUUUUUCGUGUUAAAAGAGCCCAGCGAGGGUUUUCCUGCCCGGCUGGAGUACUACGAGAGCGAGAAGAAAUGGAAAAACAAAUCGGCGGCGAAGAGAGUUAUUCCCUUGGACUGCUGUCUCAAUAUCAACAAGAGAGCGGACGCAAAAUACAAAUAUCUUAUUGCCCUUUAUACCAAGGACGAGUAUUUUGCCUUAGCGGCAGAAAACGAACAAGAGCAGGAGAAUUGGUACCGGGUCCUGACGGAUUUAAUGGCCGAGGGGAAAGUGUACGACGGCUCGGCGUCCAACUCCGCAUCCUCACUGGUGGGUUUCGACGAGGCGAGCUACGGCAUGAUAACGCCGGUUUCUGCUGCUUACAAGGAGGUAUGGCAAGUGAAUCUGAAAUCCAAAGGGCUAGGGCAGAGCAGAAAUUUGACCGGGGUGUACAGACUUUGCCUCUCAAGCCGGACUAUCAGCUUCGUCAAGCUCAACUCGGAGGUUGCCUCAGUCAGUUUACAGCUGAUGAAUAUUCGGAGGUGCGGCCACUCUGACAGCUUUUUCUUCAUUGAGGUUGGUCGAUCUGCAUCCACAGGUCCCGGGGAGCUGUGGAUGCAGGCUGAUGACUCUGUGGUGGCGCAAAACAUCCAUGAAACUAUCUUGGAGGCGAUGAAAGCCAUGAAGGAGCUGUCGGAAUUCCGUCCGCGCAGCAAGAGCCAGUCAUCCGGUACAACCCCAAUCUCUGUGCCCACACGGCGGCACCUAAAUAAUCUUCCCCCCAGCCAGACCGGGCUGCCACGCCGGUCACGCACUGAUAGUAUGGCUGCGACAUCUCCCGUGAGCAAAUUUACCUCCUGUCGGAUACGCACGGCCAGUGAGGGAGAUGGCACCAUGACACGCCCCAUGUCAGUGAACGGGAGCCCCCUCAGCCCGGGGGUCCAAAGGACCCUCCUGAGCAGAUCUAAUACUGUUACAGCCCGCCCUUGUCGGACAUUUGAGUCUUCUUCCCUCCAACACAGUAAGUCCAUGUCUAUGCCUGUGUCUCACUCCCCACCCAUGGCCACCCCCAGCCCAGUGAGUCUGUCCUCUUGCACAGAGAGCAGCGCUCCCCGUCCCUCCAGCUGCAGUGCCUCCUUUUCGGGCUCCCCCAGUGAUGCAGGUUUCAUUUCAUGUGAUGAGUACAGCUCCAGCCCUGCUGAUGCACGGGACCUCAGGCUGCCGCUCACCCUCCGCAGCAACACUCCCGAGUCGCUCAACGCUGACACGCCCCCCUCCCGGGAUGGCAGUGACCUCCAUGGCUACAUGGUAAUGGAGCGGCAGAAUCAGAAUGGUUACCGCAGAUUACCAGAACUGGACAAAGCCUAUCGAAAGCGCACAUAUUCCCUCACCACCCCUCGCCAGCCGAGGGGACCCCCACAAGUAUCUUCAGCCUCCCUGGAUGAAUACACUCUAAUGAGGGCCACUUACACCAGCGGGAGCCAGUCUUCUCGCAGGUGUCACACCGCCUCCCCUAAAGGGACCUAUCCUGAGGAUUAUGGGGAUGUCCAGAUCGGCUCUAAUAGUCACAAAGGAGACAGUGGCUACAUGCCCAUGAUGCCAGGUGUGGCAACUCAGAUAGCAGGGGCUAAGGAUGACCCCUAUAUGCCUAUGAGCCCCAUGUGUGUUUCUGCCCCCAAGCAGAUCAUCAACCCCCGGUCACACCCCUCUCCAGCAGGGCUAGCCCCACGCACAGACUCCCCCGGGAGUGUGUCUCUAGAGGACAGUGGCUAUAUGCGCAUGUGGUGCGGAGCCAAGAUGUCAGUGGACAGCACCGACGGGAAGCUCACCAAUGGAGAAUACCUGAAUAUGUCUCCUGUGGACCCUUUGGUGUCUCUCACACCACCGGAAUAUAUCCUCAGUCCUGUGGGAGGAGACCCCCACUCCCAGCCACAUCACAGACAGCCUUACUCUUACAGCUCCCUACCCCGCUCUCUUAAAUGUCAGCCCCAGCGCAGCAGAUCCACAGACACAGACCAGUAUGUGGUGAUGUGUUUACAGAAGCAGCGGAUAGAAGAAGAGUCAAACUACUGUCCUGUCUCCCCUGGAGGCUCUGUGUCUAGCAGCUCCCCAGGGACCCCAGUCACCCCCUCCUCUGCCAUGUCUCCCCUCAGAGUGUCCAGGGUAGAGGGGGGUUUGGUACAUAGGGGAAGGGCAAGCCGGCCCACCCGCCUGGCUCUGGAGUCCCUGAGAACCCUACCCUGUAUGAGUGAACACCCUCUUCCUUCUGAGCCACGCAGCCCAGGAGAGUAUAUCAACAUAGACUUCAGUAAUGCAUCCCACUACCCGCCAGCGUCAACAACAUCAGAGAGCUCUGAGUCCUUGCUGAGUUUAUCGGGCACACAAAGGAGCUCCCCACCACUCUCAGACUAUGUAAAUGUUGACGUCAGCUCCCCGAGUCACCAUGGUACGCACCAAACUGGGGGUUCCCCCUCCGCGGGGCUCCCGAAACACACAACUGGGGUCCCAACCUGCCCAAGUCUGCCAAAUCCACAGCAGGAUAUGCAGGUGGAUGGUUAUCAGGAGGCAGUGGUGGAAGAAGAGAAGAAAAGCACAGAGGGAGAGGAGGAGAAGAGGGGGAUAGUGGAGCAAUACCCUCUCCAACGGCAGGUGAGUCAGUCUGGUGCAGUCAAGGAUGACUACACAGAAAUGACCUUCAGCCCUCCCACCCCUCUGCCUUCUCUCUGCACCACCGACGUUGCCCCCCUCCCCACCAGCCCCUCCGCCUGCAUCCAGAGACUCAGCUUGGGGGGCAAUGUUGUGGAGGCUGUACCCCCUGUGCCAGUGGACUCUUUUCUCUUGGGGGCUCCCUCAUUGUCCAUCCCCUUUGUGGACCCAGACAGAGGGGCGAAGGUGAUCCGAGCUGACCCCCAGGGGCGCAGGCGGCACAGCUCCGAGACCUUCUCCUCCACCACCACUGUCACGCCGGUGUGCCCAUCCUUCGCCCACGACACCAAACGGCACAGCUCUGCCUCUGUGGAGAACGUGUCCCGCCCUGUACGCAACUCUGAGGGAUCCGACGAGGAGUAUGGGAGCAACAGCCCCAUGUGCAGGGAGACAUCAGCGGGUUACCAGAACGGACUCAACUACAUUGCCUUAAACCUGAUGGAGGGAAGCCUUGGGGGAUGCAGCUUAGGAGGCUGCGAGAGACUUCUGAGGUUCAAGACGGCUUCUUGUGCCUGUAAGGGGGGCAUGAAUGGUUUCAGCACUAACCCUUAUGCCAGCCUGGGCUUCAAGGAGACUGCCACUGCUGUGAAAGACUGAAGGUUGAUGGGCCCCCCCCUCCCGCCCCCUGGCUCCCCGCUCCCCGUCCCGCUCCCCCUUCCUUGCUUUCCUGUGAACGUGGGAUUGCGCUGCAGCCUAGUGACGAGGUCGCCACGCCGACAGCUGGACCAUGUGCUGCAGCAGACGACCUCUGACCUCUACCCCCCCUCCAGGGGUCACAGGGACGGCCAUCACCAUGGCAACACAGACACUUGACCCUUCCCCCAAAUCUUCCCUCCCCUUUUGCUCGGCACCCAAACAUUCAGGCGCCAUUGCUGCUGCUGUAUUACAUGACUUAAAAAAAACAAACAAACAAACACUUAAAACGGACUCUAACACUUAGAUAACUAUUUAUCUGUGUACGUAGGCCUACGAAAUUAUUAUUCAUUAUGUUAUUAUGUUAAUUAUUAUUAUUAUUAUUAUUAUUAUUGUUGUUGUUAUCAUUCAUACACUUUCCACUGGUUUUCCUUUGGCUUUAGCCAACAGGGCCAGAUACCCUCACCUUAAAACCUGUGAACCAAACCUGGAGAGCAUGUGUACACACACACACACUAACACUUUCAUGCAUACAGAUUACAUAUAUAUAUUUAUUUAUUUAUCAUGUAUGUAUGCAUGUAGUGAAAUGUGUGUGUGGAUUUGUACAGAUUGUACUGCAAAAAGAGGUGGCAUUUAUGAACAUAUUUAAAGAUCCAAGUAAAUGAUUGCUUAAAAAAAACCCUACCUCACUGCAAAAACCAGGUUAGUACCAAUUCACACAGCAGAAAUAUAUAUAAAAUGAUAUAUUUAUUUUCAGAGGUGAAUGUUUUUGUAAAACCACCAAUCCAAAGCCUUACUCUAGCCAUCAGCCCCCGUCUGAUGGACCUUUUAGUUUGGACCUAUGAACACGCAGUAUAUCAAAGAUUUAUCCGAACGUCACGGAGACCGAAUGUUUGUCAGAGCAGUAGGAGAGACAGUGUCUCUGAGAUUAAAUUUUCUACUGUUCACAUGCUACAUUUACGACAAGAGUAUGUACUAAAGAUCCAGAGUAAUAUAUUUAUUGUUUUGCCUGAGAUGGAGGAGUACUGAUUCAUACACACAAACAGAAAACCAACAGGACUUUUGGAGGGAUGCUUAGCAUUGCAUCGCAUCACGCAUGCAUGUUGAUAUGCACAUGCAAACACUGCAGUAUGAUCCAGUUCCAACCUGACCACUAGAUCUGUGGCCUGUCUGAGUCAAAGCCUUGGCACCUUUUGUACACUUUACCUUUCGACCCAACUCAUCCACUGUUCACCUGUGAUGCCGCACACACGCUGCAGGGAGUUAACGCUCUGUCAGGGCAGGGGACAGCGACAUGGCCGACAGAAUGUCUCGUGAAGUUAAGUUUGGAGUAACUGGGACAGCCCAGAGUCUCCGCUUCAGAGUUUUCUCACCUGAUGCCUCAUUGCUGAGCUGUGUCGCGCCGGCUGAUUGGCCGGUCGCUGCAGCGCUUAAGCGGUGUGGUGAAUUUAUACACAUCACAGUCUGGACUGGUUGUUCAGUGAGCCUUUCAACAGCUUGAAUCCAUGGCCGCCGCUGCCACUCUCCGCUGAGAGAGCGAGAGAGACGGGCGGGACACACCUGAACUGAUGCAUGGUCUUGCACUUACAAAACUCUCUGGAUUGUAACACAAGACACUUUUGAAUGUAGUACAAUGCUGUGUUCCAAGUCUGGGAGCACACGACCACAACACCACAACUACAAAAACCGCUACAACUAUGAAACAUGCAGAGGUACAGAAUGGAAACUGCGAAACACAUACAAACAGAAUAAAAGAAACAAACCAGGAUGAAUAUCUCUUCAAUUAUCUGAGUUCACUGGUACUCGACGUUUGCCUAUAUACUGUACAUAGUGUAAUAUUACAGAGAAUUACAUCGAAGCAAAAGCUGAGAAACUUUGCUGAGACGUUUUAAGUUAAAUAACUUAUGUUGUUUGUACUGUACAUAAUGUGUUUGAGUGAAUUCCCUGAUACAACAAAAGCACUAAUUAAGUUAUAUGCUAAACGACAUGGUUUGGCCUUGAUUUUUUUAACUGUCAUGGGAUAGUCUUGUGAAAUGGAUGCCACUAUGAGGACAUUUUCUAAUGCUGUAAUUCUGAAAAAGAUUUUAAGAGAAAUCAUUAAUUAAUACUUGACAUAGUUAAUUCUUGCUACUUAGGUACAAUACAAAUAGCAUAUAUGCAAUAUUUACACUUUUGAAAAUUAGUUUACAAAGAGGUACCAAAUGUAUAAAUACUAUGUUAAUAAUGUUUGUUAAACCUUUAAAUCAGAUUUUUGCUGUUUGUACAUUUUUUCUGCCAAUUUGAAAUGGAAAGUUUUUCUGUUUGUUUUUGCUAAUCGAGCCUAUUGGUGUUUUGAGCAGUGUUUUGCAUUUGGAUAAUGUUUCAAGUUGAGUUUUUAUUCAGCAUUUAAAGGUUACGACAUGG